Parasteatoda tepidariorum (common house spider) is the source of this 1286-nucleotide messenger RNA. RefSeq lists its product as uncharacterized. Gene Ontology annotation, molecular function: DNA binding; RNA binding. Gene Ontology annotation, biological process: ribosomal small subunit biogenesis; ribosomal large subunit biogenesis. NCBI's taxonomy places the organism in Eukaryota, Metazoa, Arthropoda, Arachnida, Araneae, Theridiidae. The record is from RefSeq and is a predicted model, not a curated record. Gene Ontology annotation, cellular component: nucleolus.
UAUAACUUUUUAUCAUUAUUUAACUGUAGCCGUGAUCUCAAUACAUUAUUUGUAAACAAAUUUUAACUCAAAAUUCCGCAUGUUAUUUCAGUAUAAAUUUAUUUUAUUUUAUUUACCAUGCAUCCUAUGUUUUAACUUUACAUAAAAAAAAAUAAUUGUUUUGUUUCAAUUGAAAUAUGACUAAUUUAUCAAUCAAUGUUGAUGAUUCUGAUUUUGAUAAAGUUAAACAAAGUCUAUUAAUCGAGAACGAAUUCUUAAUAAAAUUGAUUGAUACUAUUCCUGCUAAAAUAUAUUUCAAUCAUGAUAUCCAAGAAAGAAUUUUGUCUGAAAAGCAUGCUGUUAUGGAUGAAAAAGCUGAGGCUUUGAAAAAAGGUGUGAAACGCAUUCAGCUAUCUGCAAAGGGUAAACAUAAAAGAGCUAGACUUGAUCCCUUAUGUCAAAAAAGUGUAUCUGAAAUACAUAAGGAAUUGGAAGGGAAAAAGCAGAAAAAAUCUCACAAGAAUAAAGGAUUACAGGAACGUUCAGUAUCAUUAACAAGAGCUGCUAAUAUUGAAGAACUUCAAAAUCGCCUACAAGAAAAGAUUAAGGAAUUUCGGGACAAACGUAAAAGUCUUGGUCAUUCUAAUUCAGAAACGAGUAGAAAGCUUCUGACAAAACUAAAGAAGAUAAAACAGAAGGCUAACAAAGUUAAAAAAGAAAAGCAAGUACUAAACCCUCACAAACCUACUCCAAAACAAGCUGAAGAGAAAAAUCCAAAACCUGUUUAUAACAAAGAAGGUAAAAUAAUCUACAGCAAACUAGACUUCACGGAAAAUGGUGAAGUGGACAACAAAAAAAGUGAAUUUUCUGGAAAAAAUUAUAAAAAGCUCCUGAAGAAGGCUGAGGCAAAAAAAGAAAAGAUUAAAAGUUUAAAAGAAACAAACCCUGAACUAGCAGUUAAUUUAGAAGAAAAGGAGAAAUGGAAGAAGGCCAUUCUAAAAGCUGAAAAUGUAAAAGUUAAAGAUGACCCUUCACUGUUAAAGAAGACCAUCAAAAAAACUGAAAAGAUUAAACAGAAGAAAGCCAAAGUAUGGAAGGAAAGAAAGGAGCAGGUAGAAGGCAAAAAGCAAGCUCGUCAAGAGAAGAGGACCAAAAAUAUUGAAAAGAGAAAAAAGGCUAAACUAGAUUCUAAGAUAAAACGUGCAAAGAAGAAAGGUCGUGUCAUACCUGGAUUUUAAUGUGGAUUUUGUCAUUAUUGAUGUCUGUACUCAUGUAAAUUUUAUCUGAAUAUAUCAUCAUCCACAACA